GACUUUUAGACUGUUUUUUUUUUGCACUUUUUAUUUUUUAUUUUGAGUUCAUGGCACAGAAGGAUUAAUAAAAACCUGAGCUCACAUUGAGGUCCAGCUCUCACCUGCAGCUGCAAAUAAAAAACCCUAUUUUGAUUAGGUAUUUGUCAAGCAUCUAAGCAUUAAUUUAAGGAUUAUUAUUAUGGCUUCUUUUUCAAGGUAAGCGUGCGGUCCUGGUUCUCCAGAACGAGCCGGGCUAUGGCAGCCAGCGUCGCUCCUUCACCACAGAAGACGAAGCCUGGAAAUCCUUUCUGGAGAACCCGCUGACUGCUGCCACGAAGGCCAUGAUGAGCAUAAAUGGAGAUGAGGACAGUGCCGCAGCUCUGGGCCUCCUCUACGACUACUAUAAGGUGCCCAGGGAAAAGAGAACAAUACCCCAGAGCAAGCCAGAAGCACUGGUCUGUGAUGUGGAUCCCAACAAAAGACACCAGAUCCAGGCCGGACACCCCAUAGGUCCACAUCAUGAGGCUGGCAUGGAGAGCAGGAUCCAGGUCCUCAAGGGGCCCUUCAAUAUUCUCCAGUUGGCCCAGGACAAGAGAUCCCAGUUCCCCUCACCAGACACAACAGUCACAGUUUCCAUCGCCGCUGUGCCAAACUACCCGCCCGUCAAGACAGAAGUGCCAAGCCAUGGCUUCUCAGUGACCAUCCCAAACAACUGCACCGAAACCGACAGCCAUGUGGGCGUCUUUGACCGCCAGCUCACCCACAAUACGGUCCAGUUCAGCCCCAGCACCCAGUCCCGCACGCCCCCCGACUCCACCUUCUCUGAGAGCUACAAGGAUGGUUCCCAGGAGGUGUUUUCCUUCCCAGGGGAUCUCCAGUUACGUAUGGCCUCCAUGACGCCUGACGAGUACCCUCAGUUUGACACCAUGCAGGGGAAUAAUUUUGAGUACACACUUGAGGCUUCCAAGUCUCUGCGUCAGAAGACAGGCGACGGGACGAUGACGUACCUGAACAAGGGCCAGUUUUACCCUAUCACCCUCAGGGAGGUUGACAACAAAGGCAUGCAGCAACCCAUCACCAAAGUCAGGAGUGUCGUGAUGGUGGUGUUUGGAGAGGAGAAGUGCCGAGAUGAUCAGCUGAAACACUGGAAGUACUGGCACUCCAGACAGCACACUGCCAAACAGAGGUGUCUGGACAUUGCUGACUACAAGGAGAGCUUCAACACCAUUGGCAACAUCGAGGAGAUUUCCUAUAACGCCAUUUCCUUCACCUGGGACACCAAUGAGGAGGCCAAAAUCUUCAUCUCCGUCAACUGUCUGAGCACUGACUUCUCCUCUCAGAAAGGUGUGAAGGGUCUUCCUCUGAACCUGCAGAUCGACACCUACAGCUACAACAACCGCAGCAACAAGCCCAUCCACCGCGCCUACUGCCAGAUCAAAGUCUUCUGUGACAAGGGGGCUGAGAGGAAGAUCAGAGACGAGGAGAGGAAGCAGUCCCGCCGGAAAGGGAAGGUUGCUGAGCUCAACCCGGGUCUGGCCUUUGUGGACGUCAAAGUGCCCGUCCUCCAGAAACGCAACGACGUGACCAUCUUUAAGAUGAUGAACGAUUUCGAGACCCAGCCGGUCCUUUUCAUCCCUGACAUCCACUUCUCUACCUUCCAGCGCCACCCUUACUCAACAGAAGAAGGAGAGGAAAGCUCGAGCAUGAAGAGAUUACCUUUCAAUGAUGAGGAGUUUGCUUCACCCCCAAACAAGAUGGCGAGAGUGGAGGAACCAAAGAAAGUCCUGCUGUACGUGCGCAAGGAGACAGAGGAGGUGUUUGACGCCCUCAUGCUGAAGAAUCCCACACUGAAAGGCCUGGUGGAAGCUAUUUCAGAGAAGUAUGAAUUACCCUUGGAUAAGGUUGGAAAGGUCUAUAAGAAGUGCAAGAAAGGGAUUCUAGUCCACAUGGAUGACAACAUCAUCAAACACUACUCCAAUGAAGACACCUUCCAGAUCACCAUGGAGGAGUUGGGCGGCAUGUACAAACUCAUCCUCACUGAAAUCUGAUUGGACAGGAGGAGGCGACGUCACUGUCAGAAAGGAGGGAUGGAGGACAAUUAGUGGUUUACAUGUCCAGCUAUGCAGUGAUUAUGGACUCGAUCUGAAGCUUAAAUCAUGUUGUCUUUGUUCUGUAUUAAUGUCAAACAGAUUUUAAAAGUCCCACAAGAGGUGUUUUAUAAAAAGGUACAGCUCUUAAUAGACUGCAACGUUGAUUAGAUAUCUAAGUUAUACAUUUUUAUUCAUUUUAAAACCUUUUUUGUGCAUAAGAAUCAACAAGUGAGGACGGGUUUGAUUGUUAUGACACCUUUACUUUGUAUUCAGUGAGUUGCACCUCAAAUAUUAGUGCCUGCUUUUGUACAUUGUUGUGCAGAGUGUUUGUGGUGCUGCUAUACCUCAUGCUUUGCAAGCGGCAGUGUUUCUCAUAUGUUUGAAUUUUAUGAGGAGAAACAGCUCCCUUCCUAAAGCCAUAGCACUGAUGAUUACAAUCCUUCAAAGUUGGGUAUUUAGCAUAUAAAAUGAAGACAGCAAAUUGUUGACGGAGCCCCAAGUGGUUCAGUGUAUUAAUACCAAACAACAUGGCAGUAUUUAGUGUGUAAAGCCUCCUUCAACCAUCAUACAGUUAGAGUAGACUAAUGUAAAUGUUUGUUAUACUUUUUUUUAAAGCAUAAAAUACAUGUUGUUUGUUGAGUGAAAAGGUGUUUUUUUCCUCAGAUCAAUUUAAAUAAUGGCCUCUUUGUAAGUAUUAAAUAGUUGCUAAAUAUAUUGAUGAUAAUGCUAAAACACAGCUACCCUUCUCAUGUAGAGCAAUUUUCUGAAUGUUGAUGAAAUAGGUCAAUGAAUGUCUAGCACAGUCCACGGAGGCUGUUCUGGAAGUGCAAUAUGAUGUUUAGGUUCAGACACAUUCAGAAAAGAAAUUCUCCUUUAUUGCCAUAACUAUAGUAUAUAAUGCAUACUAACUGAUAAAACAGCUUUUUAAAAUGGAAAUAUUGUUGUAUAUAUCCACUGGAAGAAAAAAAAAAGGAUCUAUACGAUCCCUCUUUUUGUAUCUUAGUACUUAUUGUGUAUAUAUUUAUUAAGAAAACGGAUGUGGGUCAUUGUUUUUUUAACCUAUAUAUCCAAAUUUCUAUUAUUCCUAAUAAUAUAAUUUGUUCUUUUUAUAUGAACUUAUUCUAACCUUACAUGUCAAGGGAUAAAAAGUUAUUGAUAUGUUUUUAAUUGAUGUUUUUUUUUUGUAAAGGAUUUGAUGCACAAAAUGCCCAAUAAAGGCUCUCUCCGCUA
Messenger RNA from Morone saxatilis (striped sea-bass), 3302 nucleotides. RefSeq names its product grainyhead-like transcription factor 1 (gene grhl1). The record is from RefSeq and is a predicted model, not a curated record. Gene Ontology annotation, cellular component: nucleus. Bases 324 to 2030 code for a protein of 568 amino acids. Gene Ontology annotation, molecular function: RNA polymerase II cis-regulatory region sequence-specific DNA binding; DNA-binding transcription activator activity, RNA polymerase II-specific. Lineage: Eukaryota; Metazoa; Chordata; Actinopteri; Moronidae. The transcript has 16 exons. Gene Ontology annotation, biological process: regulation of transcription by RNA polymerase II.